AUGACCUCUGGGGAGCAGCCAACGCAUACAUUCAUCUACGUUCCACCUGACACUGAUUUUCCAAAUGAAGCUCAACUAAAAGAUAAGUUCGAGAAAGGUUCCAUCAAGGAAAAGAAUGAAGCUUUGGAGAAACUUAUUCUGAUGAUGCAGAAUGGAGAGAAGAUCGCCCAAGACAUGCUUAUGUAUGUCAUUCGAUUCUGCUUACCAUCCAAUGAUCACAAACUCAAGAAGAAUCUUCUCAUUUUCUGGGAAAUUAUUCCAAAGACUAACCCCCAAGGAAAGCUUCUUGACAAAAUGAUUUUGGUGUGCGACGCAUAUCGUAAGGAUUUACAACAUCCAAACGAGUUUGUACGUGGAUCGACUUUGAGAUUCCUUUGCAAACUCAAAGAGCCUGAGUUGUUGGAACCCUUGAUGCCUACUAUCAUCGCUUGCCUUGAACAUCGUCAUUCAUAUGUUCGUAGAAACGCUGUUUGCGCAAUCUUUACCAUCUACCGCAGUUUUGAGUUCCUUAUCCCUGAUGCUCCCGAAUUAGUUUCUACUUUCCUCGCCACGGAACAAGACGCGGCUUGUAAGCGCAAUGCCUUCAUGAUGCUUCUCCACGUCGACCAGUCUAGAGCAUUGUCAUAUCUUUCCGAUUGUAUUGAAAAAGUUACUCAAUUCGGAGAUAUCAUGCAACUCGUUAUCGUUGAACUCAUUUAUAAGGUGUGUCAUGCUAAUCCAUCUGAACGAGCAAGAUUCAUUCGCUGUGUUUAUAACUUGUUGCAAUCCACGUCGGCUGCUGUUCGGUAUGAAGCUGCUGGAACUUUGAUCACUCUUUCUUCUGCCCCUGCUGCUGUCAAGGCUGCUGCUUCUGCUUACAUUGAUCUCAUUGUUAAGGAGAGCGAUAAUAACGUUAAGUUGAUUGUCCUCGAUCGGUUAACCGAGUUGAAGCAAAAUAUCUCCAAUGAAAAGGUUUUACAAGAGUUGGUCAUGGACAUCUUGAGAGUUCUCUCUUCUCCUGGAUUGGAAGUCAGACAGAAGACGCUCAACCUUGCACUUGAUCUAGUCUCAAGCAGAAAUGUCGAAGAUAUGGUUAUGUUCCUCAAGAAAGAGAUUGCCAAAUCAGCAUCUGAGUCUCCCGAAGAAGGAGGAAAGUAUCGUCAAGCUCUUGUUAAAACUCUGCAUUCUGCCACCAUCAAGUUCCCAGAUGUUGCUCAUAACAUCAUCCCAGUUUUGAUGGAGUUCCUGUCAGAUGAUAAUGAAACUGCUUCUACCUAUGUUCUGAUGUUCGUCCGUGAAGCUAUUUACAAGCUCAGACCUCUCAAAGAAUCCAUCCUUACCUCUCUCCAGGGCAUGCUGUUAUCCAUCAGAAAACCAAAAAUAUUCAUGUCAGCUUUGUGGAUUCUCGGUACAUUCUGCGAUACUGAUGCCAGUGUUCUUGCUGUUAUGAGAUUGGUUAAGCAAGCUUUGGGUGAACUACCAAUUGUUGAAAGUGAGCUUAGACAGCUUGAAGGAGAAGGAGAAGAGCAACCAGCUGCUAAGCCUUCUGUUCCUAGCAAACAAUUGGUGACUGCCGAUGGUACAUAUGCCACACAAUCAGCUAUAUCCUCCACGAAGAAGGUCGAAUCGAACAAACCACCCCUUAGGAAGUUCUUGUUAGAUGGCGAUUUCUUCUUAGGAGCCCAACUUGCUACCGUUCUCACUAAAUUGGCUGAGCGAUUCUCCUCGAUCAAAGGUCAAAGCAAAGAGAGAAUUCAUAGAUUCCGAGGAGAAUGCAUGUUCAUUCUCGCCAGUAUCAUUAAUUUGGGAAAGAGUGGCUUGGCUAAGUCAAGCAUCACCGAAGAUGAUCUUGAUCGCAUGGGCUUAACUAUCAAACUCUUGGCACAAGGCUGCUCAGGAGUUGAAGAUGCUUAUUUGGAUAAGUGCAAUGAAAGCUUGGAACUUAUGCUUGCUAACAAGAAUAAGUGUGCCAAGGAAGAAAGUGAGAAGAGAAAGGACAAACGGGUUGUCGAGGUUGAUAAGACUAUCAACUUCACACAACUUAGUGCUCGCGCCGAUGCAAGUGCUGGAGAGAAUCUUUUCGAUCUCUCUCUGUCUCAAGCUUUAGGAACAGCACCAAAGUCACAGAAGUUUGAUUUCUCCAGCUCUAAGCUUGGAAAGGUUAUUCAAUUGGCUGGAUUCUCUGAUCCAAUCUAUGCUGAAGCAUACGUGAAUGUCAAUCAAUAUGACAUAGUUUUGGAUGUCUUGAUCGUCAACCAAACCGCUGAUACUCUGCAAAAUGUAUCGUUGGAACUCUCAACAGUUGGUGACCUCAAGUUGGUUGAUAAGCCUACUCCCAUUACCUUGGCUCCCGCAGAUUUUGCUAACAUCAAGGCUACCGUAAAAGUAGCAUCCACCGAAAAUGGGGUUAUUUUCUCCACCAUCUCCUAUGAUGUUCGCGGAUCUACGUCUGAUCGCAACUGCGUUUAUCUUCAAGAUAUCAAAAUCGAUAUUAUGGACUACAUUGUGCCUGGCAGCAUCAAUGAUCAAGAGUUCCGACAAAUGUGGUUCGAUUUCGAAUGGGAGAACAAAGUUACUGUGAAUACUCCUCUUACUGAUCUGAAAGAAUUCAUUCAACAUUUAUCUUCCGUAACUAACAUGAGAGUAUUAACAGGAGAUGAGGCGAUAGAAGGAGAUUGUGGCUUCUUGGCUGCUAACAUGUGUGCCCACUCUAUCUUCGGAGAAGAUGCUUUAGCAAACGUGUCUAUUGAAAAAACUCUUCCUAUGGACGAUAGUUCUCCUAUCAUAGGCCAUAUUAGAAUUCGUGCUAAGAGUCAAGGAAUGGCUUUGACUCUUGGAGAUAAGAUCAAUGCUGCCCAAAGAGAAAGGAAAAAGACCGCCCAGCAGGCUCCAUUAGUUGCCGCCACCGCCUAA
Molecule: messenger RNA, 2892 nt
Organism: Auanema sp. JU1783
Lineage: Eukaryota; Metazoa; Nematoda; Chromadorea; Rhabditida; Rhabditidae
Source: the annotation of a GenBank genome assembly